Messenger RNA from Crotalus tigris (Tiger rattlesnake), 2373 nucleotides. RefSeq names its product protein ZGRF1-like. The transcript has a single exon. The record is from RefSeq and is a predicted model, not a curated record. NCBI's taxonomy places the organism in Eukaryota, Metazoa, Chordata, Lepidosauria, Squamata, Viperidae. The coding region runs from base 948 to 1625 and encodes 225 amino acids.
UUUGAUUGUUAAUGAUAUAAAUAACAGUUGUGCCAGAUUUUUCUGAAUGCUCCAGUUAGUGUUUGAGCAUUCUUAAUCUAGUUUGAUCACUAACAAAAUGUAAGUAAUUCAUAUUUUAAAAAAUGUUGCCGAAAUUUCCUCCAUCCCUGCCUAUUUCCCUGGGUCAUGAUUUUUCUGCUCAUAAAAAGGACCUUCUGUGUCUCCUGAUCUCUGUGACUGCAGCUUUUCAUUUAUGAGUUAUUUUGUAUCCAUGAACAAAAUAAAUGUAUUCAGUCUCUACCUAUCACAUCCCAGUUAUUUUCUAUUUAUGAAAUAGGUAUAAAAAUGCAAUAUUAAGGGAUGGAGACAUUACAAAAUGCUUUGAUGUCUUCCCAAUUUAUAAUCUAAUUGAUUUUGUUUGAGGUGUACCCAGUGGUGGGAUUCAGCCAGUUUGCAUCACUUCGGCAGAACCGGUAGCUAAUUUUUUGUUGCCCAGACUCAGAAUGGACUUCCAGAAGCGGCAUCCACACAGAGAACUGGUUGUUCACAUAUUUGAAUCCCACCACUGGGUAUAGCUAUGUUAAUAAAAGUAACUAGGAACUCAAUUUGACUUUCAAAUAACGGAAAGACACACUUUAAUCUUUACUCUUAUGAAACUUUUUCCUGUACUUUAAAAUUUAACUGUAUUAGUUUUGAAGAAUAUAGCAAUUCCAAAUUUUCAAGAGUGUGUAAACAAAGUUUUAAGAUCCUUUUCUUUAACAAAAUUAUUAGUGUAGUUUUAUUGUAACCUUCCAGUAAGAAAUAUAUUGUGCUGUAUUAGUAAUGAUUGCAGUUGAAGUUUUUGCUACUGAAAAUAUUUAGAGAAAGGCAGUCCAUUCCCAAAAAAUAAUACUAAUAUUAAUGUUUCACUAUAUUAUCAAUAGAAUUUUGUUUUCAAGUGUCCGCAUACUGUACCCUGUUUUAUAGGAAUGGGAGAGUCCACAUAUCCAGAAAAUGAUAUGUCUAUCCUCUUACCUGCUCUUGGAACACAAACUCCAGUUGUUCCUGGACUUGUAGAUAAUCUACUUCCUGAUUCCCAACUUUAUUCCAGUGCACAAAUCUGUAAACAGAUUCACCAUCAUUGUGAUUUCUCAGUAGUCAAUACAUAUGACAUGUCAGAAAUGCUAGAGCCUAAGGACAGGAUGUGUAAAAUUUUUGUGGGUGAAAAGUACAUAGGAGUAAGAGACAAGAUAGCCAUACAGAGUGCAUUGCCUAAUGUGUCUGAACAAAAGGAACAAAGCAAAUGGCAGAAAUACCACAAUACAACUGGUUGUGAUUUGAGAUCUCAAAAUAGCAACGAAGUUGCCAUGGCUUCUGAUAUCAAAGCUGAGAGUUUUUUAGGAAUGUCAUUAGCAUACAGAAGAGAGAAUCAGAGUAAUGUCAUCUAUAAAAGCCCUCUGGACUCUGAGCAUCUGGAGACAAUAAAAAGCAUGCUUUGUAAACAGCAGCAAAACUUUAUCAGUCAAGAUUCUGUUUCAGAAAGAAAGAAACUUUUCCUGCACUUAAAUCAACACUUUUCCACUGAGGAAGUUCUAAGUGAGUUAGGUCACCUGAAUUUCCCCAAUAUAACCAGCGAUAGCAAGGUAUGUAAUUGUUCCCAAUGUUAGGAAAUGCUGUUAAAUAUUGUCCACCAUGUGUAAAUGCAGAUUAGUUUUGUAUGUGCCUAAUGUUUUCUCUUAAAGAUUUUUUUAACAAGGUUUUCAAGAAUACUGUGUUAACAGGUUUCAAAAUAUUUAAAUUUGAUAAUCUCACAAUCAUAGCUUAUAAAAUGAAGAUAUGUACGGUUUUUACUCAUUCGUGAAAUCAUGACUCCUUUUGCUGCAAACUGCUAAAACUAGGAAUCUAAUUAACUAUAACCUCUUAAUUAGACUAAACUGGGGCCCUGUAGUUGCAAACAGCACAACAAGCUGGCAUCUUCAGUCAUUGUUUUAAGUCUUUAAGGUGAUUUUUAUGAAACUCAACAAAGUCAGGUUCCAAAAUUAUACAUUACAGUAUAUAUUCUGAAGACAGGAUAUUUUUCCACAUUAUUUAAGAUUACAAUUUAGCACUCAAAUAUAUGUAUGAUAUAUUUGUUCAUAAGACCCAGGUAAGAUAUUUGUUCAUAAAAACUAGAAGAAUAGUUAUAGUCUUAAUAAAUCUGUAUUCAGUGGUCUUAAAUAUACAGUAAGUAAUUUAUAUGCAUAUGAGAUUAGAAAAAAGGAAAUAGGAAUGUGCUUAUUUUGUUUUAUAGGACACUUCUGAGCUGUAUUUCCCUGGGGCAGAUAUGGUAAAGAACACUAAUGUACCUAAAAGACAACAAUGCAUCCCAGUUGAAUUUCAGUCUCCAGCACAUUAUAAGAAAGUUUUUACUACUGC